Molecule: messenger RNA, 591 nt
Organism: Poecile atricapillus (Black-capped chickadee)
Lineage: Eukaryota; Metazoa; Chordata; Aves; Passeriformes; Paridae
Gene: BBIP1
Product: BBSome interacting protein 1
Exons: 3
Coding region: 90-311 (73 amino acids)
Biological process (GO): cilium assembly; receptor localization to non-motile cilium
Cellular component (GO): BBSome
Source: RefSeq, a predicted model, not a curated record
GGCACGACUGGGGUGCGUGGGCGUGGCGCCGCGCAGUGCAAGCUGGGAGCUGUAGUUGUCCCCCGCGGCGGUGCCGUGCCGGAGCCGCCAUGCCGGAGGGGACGGGAGCGCUCCGGGAGGUGCUGCCCAAGCAAGGGCAGCUGUCGAUGGAGGACACGCCCGCCAUGGUGCUGUGCAAGCCCAAGAUCCUGCCCCUCAAGUCGGUGUCGCUGGAGAAGCUGGAGAAGCUGCAGAAGGCGGCGCUGGAGGCGGCCCAGCCGCCCGAGUCGGCCCCGCCGCCGUCCGCGGGGGCCGCGUCGCCCCGGCAGUAGCGCGGGAGGGUCGUGCCCGGCCGCAGCCGCGAUCGGAGUAUAGCUGACAGUUUUCCACUGUUACCUACAUGGACCAUUGUGACACCUGGAUCUUCCAGACUGGUGCUGCACUGAUUUCUACCAAGCAAAUCAGGAAACCAGAAGAGAGGCAGCCUUUGUCCUCUGGGGAGCACUGAGGGGUGCUGCCUGGGAUUCACAGGAGGCUGCCUUUCCCCAAGUAUUUCCCAGCCUCAAGGUUUCACAUCAGUGCAGAUUCUUAAUACACGUUUUACCAGUCCAA